AGCCCACUGGAUCUCACACACUUACCAAUUACAUUUCCUUUUUCUGCUUUUCCCCUAUAUCUUCAUCUUCUAUAAAUUAAGCGUCAGAUCUACCGCCAUGUUUUUUCCUCAACUGAACAUCUGAGUAAUCAACAAUGGCGAACAAUGUAAAUCCGUCGCUGGUGUCGGAAAUUGGUCCCGACGGUCUAUUUCGAGAAGCUCCGGUCAUCGCUUACACCGAAAAGAUUAUCGAGCAGGAAAAGGUUCAACUCCGGAAAUACAUAGAGGAAAAUUAUUCAAAAAUUCGUGAUGUCGAACGUGAGUUUGCUAACUUGAAUUUGGAGCUGAAACUUACGGCAGGAUCAAAGCAUGCAGCAUUUGAACACUUGAGAAAGAAGAUUGAGCUUCAAAAUGAGCAAAUUAAAGCGGCUAAGAUCAAGGAAGAACAAGCAAAAAAGGUAUGGGAGGCUGCUCUAAAAGUUGUGCAGGAUGAGGAAGCAGUUAAGCAGAGGCUAUGUGAGGACUUGAACCAAUUGGUCCAAGAAAGCAGUAAUUCCCAGUAUGCAAGACUUGAGCAGUUAAAAAGGCGACUAGAAGCAUUGAAUCCAGGAAGAGCAUCAACGUCUACUAUGCAUAAUGGCACGCCAACUAAUAACACAUCACCUGCUGCUUUGACGCCAGAAGUAAAUGGAGUAGCUUCAAACACUCCGAGUCAAAGCAGUGGUGAUACCGUUCCAACUGUUAGUGUUAAUAAUCUACCACCAAGUGUUGACGGAGAAGGAAGAGGAAAGAAGAAAAGCCUGUUACAAGGAAAAGGAAGGGGAAUUGGGGCGUUGCCGAAAGGGAGAGGGACUGCGACUGGCUGGACUGGUGCGGGAUUCGAUGUAGAAACUGGAAGCUGAGAGGACCUCGGCGAUGUGUCAAGUUUUUGAUGAGAAAAUGUCUCCAGAUAUGUCUAAAAGGUACUCUUAUUCAUUUAGAUUCUUUACAUCUUAUUAUAGGUUUGAAUAGAUCUUCAUUUGUGAAUAGUUUUAUUUAUUCUAGUUGUUAGUAGAUCUGAAUGCCAGUUCAAACUCCAAUCAAUAAAGUCAGUUACUCAUGCAAGAAAUACAAAUGUAUUUCAUUAUUUCUUAUAA
Spinacia oleracea (spinach) is the source of this 1115-nucleotide messenger RNA. RefSeq lists its product as uncharacterized. The transcript has 7 exons. Lineage: Eukaryota; Viridiplantae; Streptophyta; Magnoliopsida; Caryophyllales; Amaranthaceae. The coding region runs from base 135 to 881 and encodes 248 amino acids. The record is from RefSeq and is a predicted model, not a curated record.